Messenger RNA from Podarcis muralis (Common wall lizard), 2856 nucleotides. The record is from RefSeq and is a predicted model, not a curated record. Lineage: Eukaryota; Metazoa; Chordata; Lepidosauria; Squamata; Lacertidae.
GUGGGAAACAGCUCUUUCCCUCCGCCACCGCCGCCGCCGCCCCCCUCUCACCGGGAAUAAGGGGGGCCCCGUUGGGGGGUGACUUUGUAGAACGCAGAGCUCUUCUUUUGGGAAGGUUUGAGGGGGCGGACUAAGUGGGUUGGGGGCUGGUCUGGGCUUCCGCUCCCUCCCCUCUCCACGGAGUGUACUUGCGGUGCAAGGAGGCGCUCUGAGCCACUGCUCUGGGAAAGGAAGGAGGGCGAGGCGGCCUGGCCAAGUGAAGGGGAGACCCGUAGUGGGGAGCAGGGGGAGGAGGAGGCACCGAGGAAGGGAGGCGGGGGAGACUCCCUCGCUUUGCAGAAACUGCAAAAAACGAGGCAGGAGUUGGGUUUGUUUUUGUAGCUCAGGACGUGCUUCGCUUCUGGUGUGCCUAUGGCGGCCGCCCCAAUUAUCCCCUAGUCCGUCUUUCCAGGUGCUGCCCCCUCUCCACAAAGGGCCAUAGAACUGUAGAGUUGGCAGGGGUCCCAAGGGUCAUCUAGUCCAACCCUCAGCAAGGACCUCUGCUUGAAAACCUCCAUUGAAGGAAAAGCCACCAGCUUCCCAGGCAGUCCAUUCCAAUGUCAAGCAGCUGUCACCACCCGCAAGUUCUUAGUGUUUAGUCAGAAUCUCCUUUCUUGCAGUUAGAAUCAGGUGGUUCGGGUCCUGCCCUCUGGAGCAGCAGAAGACAAACUUGCUCCAUCUCCCCUUAAGGGGUCCCUGUGCCAGGCUGAGAAAAGGGGUGGUGCUCUAUCACUGAAUUAUGGUCAUUUCCCAUUACCUAAAUAGCAGAAUUCAGCAGAGUUGUGUUGCCACAACAGGCUUUAAUGAAUUCUAAAGCACAUCUUCAUUUUAGUGUAGAGUUGCUAUCUUGUUUUGCCCACAGAUACAAAGUUAACAUGAAAGAUUAGUGUAACAGUAGCUCAUUUGUUCAUAAGCUGGUGAGGUGCAGAUUUCCUGGUACAUGCUGUGGAAACUUUAAAUCUCAAAGUAGACUUCCCUAGAGAGUCUCUGCCAGCCAGAGUAAAUAAUACUGAGCUUGAGGGACAAACUGGCUGAAUUGGUCAUUUAAGGCAGGUUCCUCUGUUCCUUUGUAACACAGUUAAAAGUUAUCCUGAUGAGUUUGUAAACUGUAAAAGUAUCAAAUCUGAAGGCAACUGAGAACCACUUUGGCUGAAGGGAAGCCUUGAGUAUAGAUUUCCCUUGCUUGGCUUCUUCUAGUCUGGAGUGAACAUGGUAGCAAAGGGUUACUUUUAAAAAGGAAAGAAAGAAAGAAUAAGUGCAAGCAGCAUCAUGGCAAGUAGCACUUUCCGCUCCCGUUUAAAUCUAAAAGUCACUUUCUUAAAUGAUUUAGUUUCCAGGAGCAAGCGGUCCUUCGAAGAGUUUCAAGAGGAGGAGCAACCAGACACAAAGAGACACAAACUCUCCUGCUUGCCUUUUGGUGCACUUGCAGACCCUUCCUCAUCAAGCAAUGGAAUAGCAGUUUCUGCAGUGUGUUCUGUGACCACCAAUGGACAGCCUGAUAAUAGCAACACAGAUGACAUACUAGAUGACAGCUUACUGGAUCCUUCAGAUGGGGAACUCUCAGACUUUUCCACUGGACUCACUUCUGAAGCUGAAGAUGAACUUUUGUCAGAUAGUCAACCACGCUGCCCGGAGACCUCGAAUUCCAAAGCAUUUGAACCAGAUGCAGAACAUGAUAGAUUUUUGUGUGCAUUAGGAUCUUCUAAGCCUUCUGGUACUCUAGAUCUAGAGUCUAGAAAAACAGAGCCACUGUCUCCAGCUGACCCUUUAGUCUGUUCAAGUGCUUGCAGAAAUGACUCUGAAAGUCCAGAAAGUGGGAGUGACUUGAGCACAGGGUCUCAAAACCAAGCUGGAUUUGGUUUGGAUUCAAACAGUUCUGUUCUUCCAGAAGCUGUGCCAGUUGCAGCAGCUGCCUUGAGUCUGCAAAAAGAGAACAAUGUGUCUGAGGUAUUGGAUAAAGAAGCUGCUCAGGCAGUGGUAGACGAUAACUUGGAAAGCGUGAGACAACUCAUGGCGAAACCUGAGAGAGCUGAAGGGCCCUGCAAGGAACAGGCUUCCCUAAAUCAAAAUGACCUAGGAAAAGAGAGUGCAAACAGCCCACCACAAGAGGCUGGAGGAGAUUUGGGUUCUGCUGGCUUGCAUGAAGAAGCUGCACCAUCCUGUUCCACAUCCAUCGGUGAUCAAAGAAAGGCAUAUAUGGAAGGUCCCAGCAUCAAAGAGCCAAAUUGUCCUGUAAGGCCCCGAUAUCGGAUAUACAUUGAAGAGGCAAAACUUGAGUCCAGCAAGAACAAAUACAUCAAUGCUGUCCUUGCCCAUGCUCAGCAUGCUGAACUCAUAGAUGAAGUCAAUGAGUUGCAGCAGCUGAUGUUCACCGUGACUGCUGAAAACCGCUACGGGGAACCUGGAUUUGCACACCCAACAGACCUGACCGUAAGGAACUAUGCACAGCGAGCUAAGAGUACAGCCCACAGGUGUUCCCUUGACCAGUGGGUCGAUAGGAACAAUCGCAACCUCCGUCGUUUUGAGAGUGUCCCUGAUCGCUUCAGGCGCAGCCCUAUCCCAAGCUAGAAGUGUCUCACCAUUGAAAUUAAGUUGUCUUUUAUCUGCGCUUCGAAGUUGAUUGUCAGCUUCAUUAUUAUUAUUAUUAAUUUCAGUUUUUAAGUUAAGGCCAGUUUAUAGUUUGUUUUUGUUAGAAUUUUUUGUUCAAUUUGACCUUGAACUUGUCCUCUGCCAAAUGUUUUAUAUUUUGAUGUUUCACCAAGCAGUUUGAUACUGUAUGCUGUGGCAAUUUUUAUAAAUGCUUGUGCCUUUGAAAUA